Molecule: messenger RNA, 1410 nt
Organism: Aspergillus costaricaensis CBS 115574
Lineage: Eukaryota; Fungi; Ascomycota; Eurotiomycetes; Eurotiales; Aspergillaceae
Exons: 1
Coding region: 1-1410 (469 amino acids)
Source: RefSeq, a predicted model, not a curated record
AUGUCGGGGACCACCCAAACUUCAUCAUCCACCACCGGUCGGGAUUCGCGGCCGACUUACGCGCGGCGAUAUGGUCGAAAAUAUCUCGAGCUUGACGAUCUUCAGGAUUCUAGCGUGUGCCACCGCAAAGUCGGCAAAGCACGCGCUGACUGCCGACUUCGUACGUCCCAGUCGAAAUGGGGAUGCUUGGGCGAGGCAUCGAGACCUGCGGGCAUUGUUUACAUGGAUCUCUCGUUCGACCAGCCCGCAGACUGUAGGCUACUGAGUGCCACAGUCAAAAUCACUUUGCAAGGCACCCCCCAGCACCAGCCAGAUCCAAAUAAGCCUGUCCGCCUCCAUCUGACCGAUCACUACGGGCCAAAAUAUCUCAGCGGAGAACCAAAGAAUGUGGUCAAGAAAAGGAUAUUGCACCUUGCGCCUCAAGUCAAUGUACUCGGAAACGGCGGCGGUGGUAUCGGUGUCGAUAGCGAGAAAUCGAUUACUUAUGAUAGCCGUUGGACAUUCACAGGUAACCUGCGCCCUGCGCAAAAGACCGGUUCAGAAUAUCGUACCAUAAAGUGGGAGCUACGCGAGGAGGACCCUGAGUUUCAAUCAAUUCAUAGCAAUAUGAUCCACACUGCCUUUGCUUUCCAGCAUGAGGGGAGGCCCUUCUUCAUGCGGGUUCAGAUUAAAGGAAAGCUACAGAAGGGCAGGGACCGCUUCAAAGAAAAGGUCCGUCAGUUGAGAUUCCCAUCCCGUCAGGAAAUUGACGAGGGAUCCAGUGAUAUUCUGGUGUAUCCAAAUGUUGUGACGCAGCCUUCAGGCCCUCGUCUAGAUCGUCUUGUACAGGAUCUUCCCAUGGUUAUGGAAAGAGAGAAUUGCCUUCGCAUUCCGGUGCAGAUCCCUGCCGCAUUGCCGAUAUCGUUCGCAGAGAGUAAUGAGAACACCCCCGACACUGCACAGAGCAUGCUUGAAGACUCAUGUAUCGGGAGUCUACCGGGCCUUUUGCCCAAUCCAGGGGAUUCCGGGCACCACACCGAGACAGCGCAGUCAUCCGGCUCCAACUCGGUUUCUUCCUCGGAAACAUUGGUGGAUGUUGGGGAGUCCUGCGACGCAGGUGAUCCAGUAGACGCGUGCAUUUCGAAGCUUGGGCAUGCUGUGCACACUUUUCGAACACCACAAGCUGUUGACCAAGAAGGAUUACAGGCAUCCAGGAUUGUACUGCACGCAAACUCCAGUUUGGUGGCUCCAGCGAAAGCGAACGGAGCAGCCGGACCAAGGAAUGGCAAAGAGAGUGAAAAUACAGAAGGCCCUGAAAAGGUGCUGGUGCUUUUAUUGCGCUAUCCGUCAUUGAUAACCUUUAUCCAGAUCCUGGCUGCUCUCCUGGAUUUCUUUGGGAUGAGAACAACGUCCACACGGUUAUCGGGUUGA